CCAGAAGAUACCUGAGAUCUUGGCCUAAAUGAAACAGCUGUACCGUACGUCGACACUGUCAUGUAAAACAAAGAAAUGAAUGUUCAGUUUAAAGUGACACUGCCCCAACCAACAGACACACAUCCUGUAGUACAGUGUAUUUUUAACAAUAACUGCAAAAAGCUCAAGAAGUUACUCAGGGGCAAUGACAUUAAUGGACUUUACCCUUCUAGAGAGUGGAAGCAAUGCAUAACUCCGCUGAUUGCUGCCAUUGUAAAACACAACAGAGAUAUCUGUUCUUAUCUUUUGAAACAGGGUGCAGACCCAAAUGUACCUUCUCAAUAUGGCUGGUCACCUUUGCAUUAUGUCUCACUUUCUAAGGCUCCACUUUUUUUUGUGGAGAAACUUCUAGAAGCAAAAGCUGAUUUAAAUGGAUGCCAUGCUUUCACACCAUUGCAUACUGCUGCCACCAAUGACAGAGAAGAUGUUGUAAACGUGCUCCUUUCUGCUGGUGCACCGGUAACACUCUUACCUAUAUCUCCUGAGCAUUCAGUUCACAACAAAAGAAUAUCUGAGAUGAUUAGUAAUAUUGCAUCCAAAGGAAAUGAACUCUGCUCCAAAAUCAGAUAUUUUUUGGAUAUGGAAAUAGCUAUUUCUGAAAAAACACCUGAAGAAGUGUUCAGAAAUUUUAAUAGUCACAUGCUGUUGGAAGAUCCUCAGAACCAUCUAACCAUGAUUGAACUUCUCUUUACUGUUAAUGGGCCAGAUCCAGAAAAAUACUGCCAGGCUUGCAUUAAAUGGCUAAAGGAAACUGAGAAUGUGAAUACUUACAUUGCAGGUGCAGCCAGUCGCUUUCCAAACAUCCCUAAGACACAUGUAAAGCUGGCAGUUGAAAGUUUAAAUGCAGUUUUCUGUACAAUGGAUGAUAUAACAAAUGAGCAUGCAGUAGCUAUAGUUCCACAACUACUUAAACUGCUUGACUCACAAGACAGUGGUGUUUAUGAAUCAGUGCUACAAACACUGUAUGUGAUAACACAGAAAACAAAAGGCACAAAGGACUGGCACUUAGACUUUUUAGAGAACUUAUGCAAAACAGUUGCCCCUUUUGUAAAUGAGCAACACUCCACUAACAUCAGGGUGUAUACAUACGGUAUAUUCGCAAACCUGAUGUCAGUUGAACAAAAGGUUAACAUUUUUGCAUCAGUGGGCAUAACUUCAGUGCCUGAGGACAUACUGACAUCAGCUGAUAUGAAAAUGAAUGAAAAGCUGAAAGAGGUGCUGAGAAAUCUGAAAAGUUACCUGAGUAAACCAAACUCUGAAUGUGAGGGAAAUGCAGCAUCGUCUGUGGCCAAGAAGAAAAAGAAGAAAAAGAAGAAGAAAAAGCAGGAAAGGACAGAAAAGCAAGAAGAUCCAAAUGAUGACGUUUCCACUGCAGCAACUGAACCAACAACAAAACAUCCUGUUGUGGAAUCAACUUCAAAUGUAAAGCCUUUUGAAUACAGCAUCAAUGAAAAAUCAGAAAAACGAAACUGGCUUCCAGUCAGCAAGAGGUGGAAGGACAAACUGGAGAAACUUGUUGGCUCAGAUGACAGUAAAAUAUCCAGAAUCAGAAGCAUUAUUUAUGUGAAUGAUGCAGAAUUCAGAAUAGCGAAGGGAAGCGAUGGCACUGAAGUCUUCUUGGGGCUGAGAGAGGACGGCACAGAAGUUGCCAUCAAGAGAAUGUCUAAAAGCAACUAUGAAGAGCUGAAGAAUGAAGAAGUAAUUCUACGACAUCCAGAACUCGAUCAUCCUUAUAUCGUACGAUAUGUUGAUGCUGCAGAGGACGAGAACUUUGGAUAUCUUUGUCUGCAACUUUGUGAAUACACCUUGGAAGAAUAUAUCAGGAACGAUGACCAUGACCCAGUGAUGUUAAAGAAACUUGUAAAACAAGUUCUAGAAAGUCUAAAGGUGCUUCACUGUCAGAAUCCUAAAAUUCUUCACCGAGAUCUCAAACCCCAGAACGUUCUGAUUGAUGUUACUGGGAGGGCAAGAUUAGCUGAUUUUGGCAUAAGCAGACGCUUACUCAAAGGCCAAACAACUUUACGUACACGCAGUGCAGGAACCAGAUGCUGGAUGGCCCGAGAGACUUUAGCAGAAGAAGAAUCUGUCAUAUCAUACAAGUCAAGCACUGACAUCCAGGUUGCAGGCAUGCUGAUCUAUUAUAUCCUCUCUGGAGGCCACCAUCCAUUUGGCAAAUCCUUUGAAUGUGAGUUCAACAUUCACAAAGGGAACUACAGUUUGGAUCAUGUUCUAGAUGUGGUGGCAAAGGAUCUCAUCGAGUGGAUGAUCAACAAAGAGCCAAAGUACAGACCCAAAGUAGAAGAAUGCUUAAACCAUCCCUUCUUCUGGACUUCUGAAAAGAAAACUGAAUACUUGAGAAAGAUCGGUAACAGGGACGACGUCGCAAACUAUCGAAAGGCUGAACAGGAGCUGAUUGAUUCUCUAGAAAAAUGUGCUGUGGACGGAUUCUUUAAGCAGUGGAAAAAUAAGUUUUCACAAGAGCUGGUUCAGAAAUUGGAAGGUAAAAAGCCCUACACUGAAAACACGCUGGGAUUACUGCGCUUUAUACGCAAUCUCCAUGAGCAUUAUGCCAAGGAAGCAGCCCAAAAUGAUGUUCUGACAUUGUUUCCUGAUCUCUUUGGGAGUAUUUACACAUUUGCAAAAAACCAAGGCUGGAAUUCAGAGACACCAUUAAAGAAAUGUUUCAAAGAGAAGACAGCGAGGACAUUAGCACAGUUUUGAUGAUGCCAUCUAAAAGUGCGGAGGAGUCCCUGGGUGUCCCCGUUCAAGAGUCUCAACCCAGUGAAGUGAAAGUUGUCAGCAGCCAUAAAAAAUAAAAUAUUAACUGCCAGUAGUAGCAGAGAUGUCAUGUAGGUGUGCCUCCUGCUGCUCUGUUAGUUCUUAAGGGAUCACGACAGAAGACACUGAUCUGCUGUGGUGAUCCACAUGUUUGCACAUAGUUGCUGAUUUCAAACAAUCAAACAAUGAGGUGUACUUAAAGAGUGGAACUUGGUAAGAUUGGUAGCAAACAGAGGACUAGGUGUAGAAAAAAUACCAUUAUAUCUUUAUUCAGUUAAUCUUCAUUGUAAUGUUAAAUUAUGUGUGUGCGUGUGGUGUGUGUGUGU
Oreochromis niloticus (Nile tilapia) is the source of this 3143-nucleotide messenger RNA. RefSeq lists its product as uncharacterized. The coding region runs from base 76 to 2760 and encodes 894 amino acids. Lineage: Eukaryota; Metazoa; Chordata; Actinopteri; Cichliformes; Cichlidae. Gene Ontology annotation, biological process: protein phosphorylation; intrinsic apoptotic signaling pathway in response to endoplasmic reticulum stress; IRE1-mediated unfolded protein response. The record is from RefSeq and is a predicted model, not a curated record. Gene Ontology annotation, molecular function: protein serine/threonine kinase activity; RNA endonuclease activity; ATP binding. Gene Ontology annotation, cellular component: IRE1-TRAF2-ASK1 complex. The transcript has 7 exons.